Molecule: messenger RNA, 2799 nt
Organism: Centrocercus urophasianus (Greater sage-grouse)
Lineage: Eukaryota; Metazoa; Chordata; Aves; Galliformes; Phasianidae
Gene: PANK1
Product: pantothenate kinase 1
Exons: 7
Coding region: 308-1420 (370 amino acids)
Biological process (GO): coenzyme A biosynthetic process
Cellular component (GO): nucleus; cytosol
Molecular function (GO): pantothenate kinase activity; ATP binding
Source: RefSeq, a predicted model, not a curated record
ACAUAGUUUUGGUGGAGAUACGGGCAAAUAUAAACAGGUAGCUUUACACUCAGUGUUACAAGCAGAACAGCAAAAUGUUAGCGGGGUGAAAAUGUGUAUUUCUAAUAAGCUUAAGGAACUUCAACAAAUAAUGCUCAUACUGAUGAAUUAAUUUGCUGAAACUGCAAGGAAUGGGCUUUUUGUGUUGUUUAUUUAUAUUUAAAUAAUGAACAACGCCAGACAACAAAGCCUCAAUGGAUUCUGCUUUCAACAAGCAGCAUGAAAGAGGAGUCUUCCCAAGGCCUUGCUGUAUCAAGUGGAAGACAGCAUGUUUUGUCUGAUGAAAUCGUUUCCAUGGUUUGGAAUGGAUAUUGGUGGAACGUUGGUUAAACUGGUCUACUUUGAACCUAAGGACAUUACUGCAGAAGAGGAACAAGAGGAGGUGGAAAACCUGAAAAGCAUUAGGAAAUACCUGACCUCCAAUACAGCCUAUGGUAAAACUGGCAUUCGUGAUGUCCACCUAGAACUGAAAAAUUUGACCAUGUGUGGACGCAAAGGAAACCUGCACUUCAUCCGCUUUCCCAGCUGUGCCAUGCACAGGUUCAUACAGAUGGGUAGUGAAAAGAACUUCUCCAGUUUGCAUACUACACUCUGUGCCACAGGAGGUGGAGCUUACAAAUUUGAGGAGGACUUUAGAACGAUUGCUGAUCUGCAACUCCACAAACUGGAUGAAUUGGACUGUUUGAUCCAGGGCCUGCUUUAUGUUGAUUCUGUUGGUUUCAAUGGCCAACCAGAGUGCUAUUAUUUUGAAAAUCCUACAGAUCCUGAACAGUGCCAGAAGAAGCCUUACUGCCUUGAUAAUCCAUAUCCUAUGCUGCUGGUUAACAUGGGCUCAGGAGUCAGCAUCCUAGCUGUGUAUUCUAAGGACAAUUACAAGAGAGUUACAGGAUCCAGCCUGGGAGGAGGAACAUUCCUGGGCCUCUGCUGCUUGCUGACUGGCUGUGAGACGUUUGAAGAAGCGCUAGAAAUGGCUGCGAAAGGAGACAGCACCAAUGUGGAUAAACUGGUGAAGGAUAUUUACGGAGGAGAUUAUGAGCGGUUUGGCCUUCAAGGGUCUGCUGUAGCCUCAAGCUUUGGCCAUAUGAUGAGUAAAGAAAAGAGAGAAUCUAUCAGUAAGGAGGACUUGGCCAGAGCUACUUUGGUUACUAUCACCAACAACAUUGGUUCUAUUGCUCGCAUGUGUGCACUGAAUGAGAACAUCGACAAAGUGGUAUUUGUUGGAAACUUUCUCAGAAUUAAUAUGAUUUCAAUGAAGGUGCUAGCAUAUGCUAUGGAUUACUGGUCCAAGGGACAGCUGAAAGCUCUGUUUUUGGAACAUGAGGGUUAUUUUGGAGCUGUUGGGGCGCUUUUAGAAUUGCUUAAAAUGACAGAUGAUCAAUGAUGAAGAUGUCUCAAGAGAUAUCUACUGCAGAUGCUGCUGGAUAAGAGUGAAAGCCACUACAAGGAUGGAAAUGAAGCCAUUAUGAUAGUUCUAACUGCUGGAUUUGUAAAUAAUUUAAAAUCCUUUUAGCUGAUCUUUAACUUCUGGGUUUUGAGCUUACACUUCGGAGUUCAUACUGGGAAUACUGAGAUUUUUUUUUCUGUACACUGUAUUUUUUAGGGGGAAAAUGUGCAACGUUGCCAAACAUACAGAGUUUAUGGAAUUAUUUUAACUGUAUACUGUUUAAUGUAGGAUCUGUGAUACAAGGCAUCUGCUUUUCUUCUGGGGUUUACUGAUCAUAGUGUGGUAAUUUUAACUUCAUUUAGUAAUCACUCUAGGAGAUUUUUUUCUUAUUUUCAUGACGUUUCAUGAUUUGUUCUUGGUUUCAAAUGAAACUACGAAGCUGAUGCAUUUUUACUGUGAAAACUAGUUGUUGAUUUGUUGCCUUUUCUCUUUAGAUGAGUCGCUUUUAUUUAACACCUUUCCCUCAUCAUGUCAAAAAAUAAAAAUAAAAAUACAGGCUUUCCUGUGACUUCGUGAGUUUCUUGGCAAGAACACAGUAGAACUUUAGGAGGGAGAGUGUGUGGUGAAAAGUUAAUUCUUCAGUUGUCCUGAUUUUCACAAUCAGGAACAGGCUGCUAACUUGACACUAAAAUGAAAUCCCAUUAAUGUUGAAAGUGAUUUGUCUGAAGAGCUCUGUAGUACAGUAGUUAUUUAUAUGGUACGUACUUGGUGAUAGGUGGGAAAGGGAGGAGAUUACUUCAAUUUAUUUGAAGACUUUUCUGUAGUCUGUGAUUUCUAAAUUGCUGGUGAUCAAAACCAAGCGUUAACUGCAUUAUCCAAAGCCCAGUUUCUAAAGUUAGAAAGAUUAUUGCUAAUGCAUUUUCUGUUUUUAAGCUAAGGCUUACUUUCCCUGCAGGACACCAAGGUUUAAGUGUUUGUUCCAGUAUGUUAUUUUCUACCUUGGUUUGAUUGGCAAAUCUCCAGAUAUUUGUGUUGAGGUGAGAUCCUUCUGAAAUCUAUGUACUUAGCUGCAUAGGGUGGACAAGCUUGCUUUUCCUGGGAACCUUGAAGGCUCACAAAUCAGAGGCUGAAGAAGUCCACAAAUUAUUUUGUCUGGUAGAGCUGUAUGUCAUGUCACAUAGCAUAAAGGGCUCAUCGGGAGGGUAGUGUAAAAUUCAGACACAUGUAUUAUCCAGUAUAUUUUUGGAAGGGGGUUUAUUCACUUUUUUAAUAAUCAUUAAUUUCCAUAUCUCACAGAUGGUGAAAUGAAUUCAUAUUAACCUAAUUGUUAACAUGUCUGAUGGAAAUAAAGACCACCACUGUUUUGACGAUUUUAA